CCAAGACCGCCUGAACGCUCCAUCUAACCCGAGACGACAUUUCACAAGUACUGUCGUCGAAAAUGCUUCGAUCCGCGUCGUCUUUCUCGCGCUUACUUUGUAGAGGUGAAAAGGUAAGGAUUAACUGCUUCUUCUCUAGAGUACCGUCUUAAGAGAUAUUUUGAUGGCAUUGGCUAGUGUAAUAAAUUGAUACUAUUGUAAAUUACGAAAUGUCUCUAGUGGUGCGAAACCUAUCAGAGCUAAAUUAAAUAUGGUUUGUUAUGGAGGGAAUCACUUAACCCCAAGAGCGCAUAUUUUUUCGCUCUAGCACUGGUUAUGAAGAAUUUACUACUAGUUCACACAUAUCGAGAAGAGAUGAUGAUCUCUGGUGAUUUGCCCCUCUGGGACACCACCAAUGACGUUUACAGACCAUUGCUCGUUGGGUAAACGUUUAGACAUAGUUUUAUCUUGGAUCUGGUGGCAUAUGUUUGAAAAUGAAACUAUGAUGUUACGGUAGUACUGGGAAAUAAAAAUGUUUUUCCUGGGACAAAUUCACAAACUUUCUUCCUACAACCACAGUAAAGAUGGUUUCUGGAUUCUUUUUUUAACCUUUUUGUGAUGUAAGAUCUCAUUAGUAAUUCUCUUUACUGUCUGUCAUCUAUCUCUUAUGAUGAUAGUUGGAAUAAUUUGAUGUUUGAUCAAAUAAUAACCCCCUAUGUUGUAAUAAUUAACAAUUAUUCACCAAGGUGGAUGUAGAUAUUUACUGAGCCAUUAAGUAAAUAUCCACCACUUCCACUGACACUAAAGUGAAUAAUUGCUUUAGCAUAUACCACACUGGUUUAUUUCCCCCUAUAUACCUAAAAAUGGUUGGAAAUUAAACUAUUGACAUGCGAUUUUGUCUCAUUGGCUGCUCCAAGGUGAAUAGUACUUGCUUUUCACAUCUGACAUAGUACACAUACUUGUGUGGUUUAUACCAACAAUAUACCCCUUUAUUCUCAUAUCUGGUCAGCUUGAUAUUGUAUUGAGUGACAGGGGCAAGUAAGGAGGAGAGGAAAGGGGGGUUGGUUAGCAUGGCUGUUACUACCUCUGGUACAUGGCUGAAAGAGAUGGUCACUCUACAAAUUCCAAAGUUGUUAUGUCAUCCACUAGAAAUUAAAAACAAAAUUGUGUGAGGACUAUCAAGAAUUGCCAGAGAUAUUCUUAUAACUACCUAAGUUGGUGUCUUGUACCUAAGAAUUCCAAAUGAAUUUUAAGCUUGCCUUCCUACCAGCACUAGGUGAAUUUAUUGCAAUAUGCUUAAUUUCUUUUUAAAAUUCUUCUUUUGAUUUCACAGACAGCUCCUUUGGCAGCAGCAUGCAAGAGGUUUUAUGGAGAUGGUGUAAGUACUCAGAUCUUUUGCAUCAAUGUUUUGAGACCAUUUUAUUUAAUUAUAUAGCAGCUCCUUGUCGGUAUUUCCUUCAUUUGUCUUUGUGAACAGUUUCUUAAAAAAGUGGAUGAUACAAUGGUUCAAUAACUUUUUCCAUAUGCAGCUCCUGAUGGAGUAAUUGACAGCUGUGCCUUAAAUGCAAAGUCCAAACAUGGGAACCUGUUCACAGGCUAAACCAUUUAACUCCUAAGAGUGACAAGAAUGUAAUUUCUCCUCAUAAUAUCACCCCUAGAUCACACAUUAAGGUCAUGAAAAUAAAGCAAAUGAUCACCAACUUAAGAAGCUCUUGAUUGUUAAACAAAUUCUCCUUGUCAGCACCUGAAGAAAUGUAUAGAUACCAGUAUGGAGAAUGUGCAUAUUGAUGUUAGGGUGUAAAUGGUUACCAGACAGCAGUAGAAGGUUGCACAGGCAGUGCUAGGCCACUGUUAACUGGCUUUUACUAAAACCACUGUGUUAUAUGAUCUAAUUGGUUAUUUACUUUACCUUCUCAUGACCUUAAUGUUUGAUUAAGGGGUGAUGGUUUGAGGAGAAAUUAGAUGUUAGUCACUCUGAGGAGUUUAAGGGUUAAAAGUUUUGUGUGGCCUUUGAACCACUUGGGCCUUAUGGGCAAGUGAUUAUAUUGUAUACAGUAAAUGGUUUGAUGCGGGGGUAACAUGUGAUAGUGUAGACUUAUCAUCUGAGUGAGUGUAAUCCUGAGAAGCACUGUUGUCAAAAGUGGUGACUGACAUUUCAAAAACCUGAGCAACAGUCAUCAUCAGAGUCAAGUGAAGAGUUGUUUGUCAAAUGCUGUAAUUCCAGAUUAUACUUUCUUGUAGUUACUGAAUCAGGAAUUGAAGGUUUUGUAUGCUUUUUUCACAGUCAAACACAAAGCUUUUUAUCAAUGGUGAGUUUGUGGAGUCAAAGACUGACAGAUGGAUUGACAUUCACAAUCCAGUAAGUGCUUAUUCACAGACUUUGGGAAAACUUAUUAAUCAUUCCCUUAUAUUUAGAGCAAUACUUUUAUCCUUUUGAAAGAGAAAGGAGUCUUUGGACCCAGAAUGCUUAUUAUUUUUCAAGGAUCAUAACAAGUUUACCUUGGUUGCAUGAAACCCAUAAGUUUUUUCAAAGGUCUUGAAGGCUAAGGUUUUUAGAAAAGAUCUAUGUUUGACUUACUAUCUUUCAAGUCUUCUUUGUGUCACAUAUAUUUGUGUAGACUAAAAAUACCUCAGGAAUGAAACAUUGGAAAAAAUUAAACAAAGGAAGGGCUAACACUUGAAUCAUUAGCUUUGUAAAUCUUUGUGGUGGCCAAUUUACAUCAUCAACUCAGUUGAUAAUACUAAAUUACCCUGUUACACUCUCUUACCAAUGCAGUACCAAAUUUUUUUUCAGAAUUGUACCCCCUUUAUUAAUGUUGUUGUUUGUCUGGCUUUAAAAAAUGGCAAAAAUAAAGAUGACAAUGAUAAAGUCUUAAUAAAGCCUUUUCUCUAUAACUUUAACAACAAAUUUUGCAUGUCACAGAAAAUUUCAUGACAUAGCUCUCUUAACUUUUAGUCUUGAGAAUGUUUUUGUUUUUCCCAAGGCUACAAAUGAUGUGAUCUCCCGAGCUCCAGAGACAACAAUAGAUGAAAUGGAGUCUGCUGUGGCUGCGGCAAGGGAAGCUUUCCCAGCCUGGGCAGAGCAGUCUAUCCUGUCACGCCAACAGGUCAUGUUCAACCUUCAGCAUCUGGUGAAAAAGCACAUGGUAGGAAACAAUACUGAUAAGGAAAUGUGGCAGCAUAGUUAAGUGUGCUUAACCUGGCACUAGAAGUCAGAGUUCAGGUCUUGGCAGGGUCAUUGUGUUGUGUUCUUGGGUAAGACACUUAAAUAUUAACUCUCAUAGUGCCUGUCUCUGCCAAGGGGUAUAAUUUUUGUACUGGUGAAUUCAAUGUAGACAUACUCUCUUUGUGCCAUAGGAGACUAGGGGAUCUGAGUUUAGGUUUUGGCCUAGUCAUUGUGUCGUGUUCUUGGGCAAGGCACUUUACCCUCAUGGUGCUUGUCUCCACCCAGGAGUAUAAUUUGGUAGUAGUGACCUAUCAAGGAAGCCCAACAAAAUGCUCAAGGGGCUUCCUGAAAUGGACUUGUGGUUGAGUUGGUUGUUGGUCCUUGUCCUUACUCCAAGCAUUUUUCUCCAGCUCAUCCAGUUUUUGUCCCUCUACAAAAACCAACAUUCUACAUUCCAAUUUUACCUGGUAGCAGUGGACAAGAAGAGCCAUUUAGUGGAAUGUCCUCUGCUAAACUUCAUUUUAUUUAUUACCAUCCAGUGAAUUCAAAGUAGAUAUACUUCAACCCUUAAACUCUCAGAUCAAAUUUGUAAUUCUCCUUACUGUCAACCAUACAAUUCUUAUCAUGUUAGUUCAGAGAAUUUAGUAUUGGAUCAACUAAUUAUCCCUAAAUUAAUAUUUUUCUUUAUUCUCAUCACUUACCUGGUAGAUAUUGUAUUGAUAUUGUAAGGAGAAAUUCUGUCUUGGUCACUUAUGGGGAUAACUUCUGUAGGCUUUGGUUCUCUUUGCCAGUAUGAAUAUUCUCAUUAUUGUAAUCUCUAUAUCCUCCCGAUGAUGCAGACAAUGAAGUUCUGUUAAUAAUAUAAUAAGGAGCUUUUUUUAUUUGGUGAUCAUUUUCUUUCUUCUCAAACUGUAAUGAUUGUUUCAUUGGCGAUACUGUGAGGAGAAAUUAGAUGCUAGUCACUCUUAGUGGCCAAAGGAUUAAGCAUGAAAUAAUACCACCAAUGUUGGAAUAUGUUGGAGGGAUUGAUGUAACUCAAUAAUAUCUUUAAAUGGUUAUUAUAGAUAGACAACUUGUAUUUUUUUUUUUGACAGGGAGAGAUUGCUGACAUCAUCACCAUGGACACUGGGAAAACUACGGCAGAUGCUUUAGGCAGCGUGCAAAGAGGAUUACGUGAGUUUGUGAUUGUUUUGUCGUCUCCUAUAGCUUUUCUCCCUUAAACUUGAAAUGGGUCUUCAAUCAUUGUGUUCAGCUCAUGAGAGUGUUGGGGUCAAUAAGUGAAAGAGGAGGUGGAAAUGGCAUGUGUCCUUUUUGACAAGGGGGCACCACUGCUUCACAGCUCUUAAAAGAAGGCUGUAGAUCACGUGGCUGUGGAUGGUCUGUAAAAAAAAAAACGUGUGAGAGGAGGUGAAGUUAGUGCAUAAGGUAAGAAAAGAUGGAGAGGAUGAUGUGGCAGCCUAAUGCAUAACAAAGUGCAAUGAAGUCAGAUACAUCAAUUGGUUAUAAUUUUUUUUCUUUUUUUUUUCAUUUCAUUCAGAGGUUGUUGAACAUGCAUGCUCAGUUACCACUUUGCAGAUGGGAGAAACUGUGUCCCAGAUCACCAAGGAUAUGGAUACAUAUUCUUAUCGUGUUCCGCUGGGAGUCUGUGCAGGAAUCACACCGUAUGUGGAAACUUUAUUAUUGUCAUUGUUAUUAUUAUUAAUGAAUAGUGUGUAUGUGGCAGUUUAUUGUGAUUUCUUUCCAUCCACUACUUUCCAGUCUUUCUUCCUUUUGAUAGAAAUAAACACACUCAGGCCACAGCCUGCCUGAUUACAAGUCAUUACCCCUUUUUAUGUUUUGGUUUCUGUUAUUUAUUUCAUGACAAGGUCUCCAGUCUUCCUUCCUCAACUAAAACCAGUUGUCUAAAUUGCAGCCUCAACCAGGAAACAGAGAACAGACAACAAGCUAGUGGCAGUGUUACUGCUAAAAUCCAAUUUAUCUUUACUUUUCCUUCAUUUUGUUUUAAACACUACAUGAUGGUUAAUCAAAGAGCUAGUCAAAGCCUGUUCUCUCUCUCUUUUUUUUUUUUUUUUUUUUUUUUUUUUCAGGUUUAACUUUCCAGCUAUGGUGCCAUUAUGGGUAAGUUAAAUUCUUGUUUUUGAGAGUAGUUUUCAUUUUUUAUACCCUUGAAAAAAGUCCAUCUAUCUAUCUAUCUAUGCCCAUCACUCCUCCUGGGGCAUAGGCUGCGAAUGACAGUCCACUAGAGACCUCUGUUCUGGGUCAUCCUUUCUAAUUGGCUCCAUGAGUGGCAGGUCUCUUUGAUGUCAACCUUAAGGUCAUGACACCAGGUGUUCCUUGGUUGUCCUCCCUUUCUCUAACCCUGGGGAUUCCAGUAAAGGGCCUGUCUUGUGACACUUGAUGUUGGUUUGGGAAGAGUGUACCAUAUCCAUGUCCAUCUUCACCUUCUGAUUUCAUAUUCUGUUGGUAUUUGGUUAGCCUCUCUCCAGAGGUCUGUACUGCUGAUGAUGUCUGGCCAGCAGACCCAUAGAAUUCUUCUAGGCAGCUGUUGAUGAAUGUCUGAACUUUCUUUAAAAAGUAGUUUAACGAUAACGUUAAGAACCACAGAAAAGUUUGCAGCUUAGAGCCCUAUUUUUAUAUGGACCCACAAGAACAAGGACUGUCAAGUUAUGAUGAUGUUUUCCAAUAAUUUGUUUGUAGAUGUUCCCUAUGGCACUGGUUUGUGGCAACACUAUGAUUCUCAAACCAUCAGAGAGGAACCCUGGCUCAACUAUGUUCAUAAUGAAGUUGGCACAAGAGGCUGGUGUUCCUGAAGGCUGUGUUAAUGUCAUACAUGGGACUGUUGAUCGUAAUGACAUUUCCUUUGUUAAUUAAUACAGUGCUGCAUGUUCUUUUUUUUGCUUGUUUCCAAGAGUAGCCAUUGUACAUUUCCUUGUAAAUUUAUUAACCCUUUAACUCUCAGAAGUGAUUAACAUGUUAUUUCUCCCUAUAAUAUCCUUACAUUAUCCAGCAAACUGGUAAUGAGAAAACUCAAACUUAUCAGGUAGAAGUUGUUGCCUUGAUCUAAAACCAAAUUCUUGUAACCAUCUUACAAGGAAAUUUGUAGCAGCUAGAGGGGAGAAUUAACAAUCAGAUCUUGGGAGUUAAAGGGUUAAAGGAAAUUGGUUUUACAUCAAUGACUCCCUCUAGCUGGUAAUUUUGUCUUUCUCAUCGCUUCCAAGGUAGAUACUGUAUUGAUAUUGUAUAGAGAAAUUACAUGUCAAGUACUUCUGAGAUUUGAUAGCUUGAAGAUAAGCAAUAGGUGUUUAGAACACACCCAAGCAGUACUGAUGAAAAGGAAGAUUUCUAGCUGGAAAACCAUGCUAAUUUAAUCAUUUGACAUUUCACUGUUUGGUUUUUCUGUAGCUGUGAGGUUCAUCUGUGAGCACCCAGACAUUCGAGCAAUUUCCUUUGUUGGAUCUGACACAGCUGUAAGUACAUUUAAAUAAUCAACUCUUAAGUUCUCUCCUAACUCUUUAACUCCCAAGAUCUCAUUAGUAAUUCUCCUUACUGUCUGCUAUACAUUUCUUCUCAUAUUACUUCUGAGAAUUUGGUGUUGAAUCAACUAAUAAUUCCCCAAUUGAUACUUUUCUUGGUUCUCAUCUCUUGUCUUCUUGAUUUUGUAUGGAUAUUGUAAGGAGAAAUUCUGUCUUGGUCACUUAUGGGAGUUAAAGGGUUAAAGAUGUAACCUUGUCUCUCACUGAAUUUUCAUUUCUUGUCAGGGUAAAUACAUCUAUGAGACUGGUUCCAAGCAUGGAAAGAGAGUACAAUCAAAUAUGGUAAAAUUAAAGAAUGCUGAUGUAUAAAACCUUUUCACCCUAGUUAAUAUCAGUAUGCAUGUUCUUCAUACUGUUCUCUAUACAUUUCAUAAGGAAUUUCUUUAGUUGCUUAUUUUGUCCUUUAUUAUCAUGACCUUUAUAUAAGGAGAAAUUAGAUGCUACAAUUUUGUCACUCUCAAGUGUCAAAUGUGUUUUAUUUUUUCUUGCCCUCUGAUGGAAAAAAAAAGAUUCCCUAUCGACUCUUUCACGGACAAAAGCACUGUUUUCCACCAUCCAGCUAUUUGCCUCGUUGUGUUAAAAAACUUAUCCCAAAGCAUUUCAGUGUAACUUUGUUUCUGUUUACAUAGAAUACAGUAAUUGAAGUUUUCAUUGCUGUUGGGUGGAGGUAUACUUUGUGAACAUGUCAUGCUGAUAAAUCGUAAACAGUGCCUGGCAAGACAGAGCCAGGAAGGAUGAAGGAAAUUCAAAGCUCCCCCUCCCUUCUCCAAAGAAAGAAUCUCAUAAACAGAAUACGUUUGCACUGAAAUCAUGCCCUGACCCCCCCCCCUCCUCCCGAAAUGACUGUUUAUCGUGUGGUUUUUUUUUUAAGGGAGCAAAGAACCAUGGUGUGAUCAUGCCUGAUGCUAAUAAGGAGAACACAAUCAACCAGGUUUGUGGCGUUUUUUAAGAGCGCUUUUCGACUGAUUUGUAAAACCAAAACUAAAGUAAUUGCAACGGCCAAUCAGAACAGGGGAGAUAACACAGUGAGCCGAUGAGAACUCAUGGUGGAAAUAAGCAAACUACCCGAAGCGCGGGAAAACGCGAGCGGUUAAAUUGCGACUCGUGCUAGCUUUGCCUCUGAUUGGUUAAAAAAAGAUGGCGUGCGAAUUAUCGACCAAUCACAGAGCAACGAAAUAGAAAAACAGAGAAAUUCCAGAUCACUAACGACGAUUAGUUGAAAACUGUUCCAAUUCGGCUUUCCAUUAAAAUCAUCUUGCGACAGAACUACAAAUGAAAAUGUUUUAGUGAGGUAUAACCAAUACUAUAUUUAAAUGAUGUUUUAGCUGGUUGGAGCAGCAUUUGGCGCCGCAGGUCAGAGGUGCAUGGCUCUAACAACUGCGAUUUUUGUUGGAGAAAGUAAAGAAUGGAUUCCUGAUCUUGUAGCCAAAGCCAAGCAACUUCAGGUGAACGAAGGUAAUAUGUCCAAAAAGAACCUUGUUUUACAAAUAUUUCGAAAUAUGUACCUUUCGGCCUUGUACAAGGCACAUUUCUAUUGUUAAUCUUAAGGGUUCUUUCGUUGCAUUUUAUGCUGUGCGUCCUGCGUUUUUUUUAUAUCGUGAUGUUACCUCGUUUGUAUUUCUGUAGCAUCUUCAGUUGACGUAAUGUAUGUUAUGUGUUACGUGAUGUUACUCUGUGUCGCACUAAACUUUACGUUACCGUUACGUGACGUUUUGGUGCGUUACGCGUUCUUGCGUUACCGUACAUCUCUCUAUGUUGCACCUCAACGUCAUGUUUUUUCUCUUUCAUCUCGUUAGGUCAUCAGCCAGGUACAGAUCUCGGACCUGUCAUUUCACCAGCAUCGAAAGAACGAAUCUGUAAUCUGGUGCAAUCUGGUAUUGAGGAAGGAGCAAAGGUAGGAAUUUCUCUCUAGCGGAGACAUGCCUUCUCGCCAGAAUAAAGAAAUGUUGGAUUUUGCGCUGGAGAGUACCAGCCGAUCAUGUAUUUUCUGCAGGAAGUUGGGUUUCCCCUUCGCGGAACAUGAGUGACACACUCAACUGUGCCUUGUACACCACUUUUUGUCCUUACCACAAUUUGACGUCAUCUUUGAUCUAUUACUGAACAGACGCACAGCUACAUGGAAUUUAUUUGAUAACCCUUUAACUCCCAUGAGUGACCAAAACAGAAUUUCUUCUUACAAUAUCAGUACAAUAUCAACCAGAUAAGUGAUGAUAAUAAAGAAAAAUAUCAAUUUGGGAAUAAUUAGUUGAUUCAAUACUAAAUUCUCUGAACUAACAUUAUAAGAAUUGUAUGGUUGACAGUAAGGAGAAUUAUAAAUUUGAUCUGCGAGUUACUGGGUUAAAUUUACCACAUAGAAUUUAUAGAAUGGAAUUCAGAGGAAUUCUCUCUUUAAUUAGGAUUCAUUCAAAUUAAACUGACAAUUUAAUCUUUUGACAGGUUGAACUUGAUGGCCGUGACGUUGUAGUGAAAGGUUUCGAAAAAGGAAAUUUUAUUGCUCCAACCAUCGUGUCCAAUGUCACAGUGAGUAACACUUUAUUUUCUGUAGUUUUACGCUUAUUUAGCCUGUAACUUCUCUAAAAAAAAGAAAGAGAAGGGAAAAAAGGGGAAAAUGGGUGGCUUAUCGUGUUUGAGCCAAUCAGAGUAAGCACGCUCUUUGGUGUGACAUUUUGGAAGCACUUUGCACGUGUUCGAAAAUUUCCUAAGUUUUUCAUCAGAGGCAUACUCCUCAGUACGUGGUUCUGUUUUGCAUCUUUUUCCCGCGCUUCCGUAUUUUUCAACCCUACAUUCUAGUCUCAUCUUUCGCAAGCGUAACGGUAUUAUUCUUAAUACCAAUCUAGUUCCCACGAUCUCUCUUCUUCCCCCUCUCCCCUCCCCCUUAUUCAAGGAAGUGAAAAGAAGAAAGAGCCUGGGAACGAGGGUGGUGCGAAACAUCCUUUACUGCUCACGAUUGCCUUUUGAUUCUUUCGUUACUCCAGCCGGAAAUGACGUGUUACAAGGAGGAGAUCUUUGGACCUGUUCUUAUCACUAUGAAUGUGGACACUCUGGAUGAUGUAAUGUUCAAUUUUCAUUACUUUAAAUUUUAAAUAUCACCAGGGGACGCGGUAGCACAGCAGGGGACGCGGUAGCACAGCAGUUGGCGCGCUACAGAUCAGAGGGUCUGGGUACCUUUAAUUACCAAAAUCUGAUUCUGGAUUAUUCGUACUGUCUGUCUUUACAUUUCUCGUAAUGAAGAACUUGAUGUAAAAUCAAGAAACAUUUCUUAGUUGAUUAUUUUCUUUCUUCUCAUUACUUUUCUGCGUGAAAAUGCAUUAACAUUAUAAGGAGAAAUUCCUUUUUGACUCUCAAGGGUUAAAGAAUUAAUUUUGUGGGUUGAACAGAGGUUUGUUCGUUUCAUUUAAGGCUAUUGACAUUGUGAACAGUAACCCGUACGGUAAUGGAACUGCUAUCUUCACAAACUCUGGAUCAAUAGCACGAAAAUACCAGCACAAAGUGGAUGUUGGACAAGUGAGUAACAAAAAGCGUUAAAGUGUAUUUCUACUGUGUUACAAAAAUCAGAACAAAGGAAAAACCCAAAGAAGGAAAUCUUACUUUAAGUAAAAACAAGGAAACUGCUUGAAGCGCGGGAAAACGCGGGUGACCAAGUCACGGUUUGUGAUCUCAUUGGUUGAGAAGGUGGCGCGAGCUGUUUUCUGAACCAAUCACAUAUCGAAGUAAAGCAAAACCAAAGCCAUCCUGGAUCACUUUUCACUCUCAUCAUUUCAGUAAGUUGGAUCGCCUGAUAGUUUUGGGUUGGAUUAAACAUGUCAGUUGGUAAGAUUAUUUGAUCUUUUUCUUUCAUCGCAGAUCGGUGUCAACGUUCCCAUCCCAGUCCCCCUUCCCAUGUUCUCUUUCACUGGAUCACGUGGUUCUUUCUUAGGAGAUGCGCACUUCUACGGAAAACAGGUUGGUACAGAUGUCUCAAACGUGUGUGUGGGGGUAACUGUUGAUCCUGUACAAGACAAAAUCCUUUCAUUUCGCUACUUUGCUCAAAACAAAAUUGUCAUUGAAAGUGAGGAGUAGGAUUCCUCUCAUCUUCUGUGUGCUUGGCUUAUUCGGAUUGUGAUUUCAGCUCUUUAUGAAAGAGCCUUACGUUUGGCGAAUGAUACUAGCCGGAGCGGAAUUGGGAGCCAGCCGCCCAUAUUUUCACUUUUCACUUCUACUGGGUCCCAUUUACUAUGUAAGAGCUUUGUUUUACUGGCCUACUAAACAUCGACUUUUCUUUUGACUUUGUGUUCAGGGCAUCAACUUCUACCUGGAAGUAAAGACCAUCACAAGUCUCUGGAGAGACGAAGAUGCAGAAGCCCUCAAAGCACCUACAGCGUUCCCCACUAUGAAGUAAAUCAAGGAAGCAAAAAAUCAGCACAGAAUUCUUGCCAUAUAUGAAGCGUAGACCUCAUUUAGUACCCAGAUUUUUCUUGUGUGAUUGGUCACGGGAGAUCUGGGUGUAAGACUAGCACUCCGCCUACGGACCAGAGAUUAAGAUUUGAAUGAAUAAAAAAAUGGCUUUUGUGUGGGUGACAUAAACGAAAGAGAUGUAGAGGAAAAAUUCAACCGUUCAUGUUUCACAACGAUACUGGGAGUCUUUAGCGAUGGAAGGAAAGUUAGAAACCCAAGGAGAGAAUAUUUUUAAUGGCGGCUGAAUAUUAUGACUCAGUAGUGCUAAUGUACUCUUCAAUUCUUGCAGACUAUUGACCGUACAUCUGUAUAUUGCUACUCUGUGGACUGUCCGUAAAUAAAGCAGUUACCU
Pocillopora meandrina is the source of this 11464-nucleotide messenger RNA. NCBI's taxonomy places the organism in Eukaryota, Metazoa, Cnidaria, Anthozoa, Scleractinia, Pocilloporidae. The record is from the annotation of a GenBank genome assembly.